Molecule: messenger RNA, 1077 nt
Organism: Electrophorus electricus (electric eel)
Lineage: Eukaryota; Metazoa; Chordata; Actinopteri; Gymnotiformes; Gymnotidae
Product: trypsin-10-like
Biological process (GO): proteolysis
Molecular function (GO): serine-type endopeptidase activity
Source: RefSeq, a predicted model, not a curated record
UCAUAUUUUGCUGAGCUGAAGACUGAGGAGGACAUAAUGGCAAUGCUGAAGUUCCUGCAACUCUUGCUUUUGACAGCAGGAGUUGAAUCUGCUGUGGUUAAACAUCGACUGAUUGGUGGAAAACCUUGUGGCAAUAAUGAACGCCGCCAUCAAGUGUGGGUUUUUACAUCAAGGGGCUUUUGUGGAGGAACUCUGAUCGACAAGAAGUGGGUGUUGACUGCAGCACACUGCUAUAAUAAGUCAGUGAUCGGGAAUGUUUCAGUCUGGGCAGGUGUUCAUCCAAAAAAUGAUUCAGCAAUCCAAAAGUUUGUCAUUAAGUCAGGUGGCAUCCAUGUAUAUGAUGAAACCUGGGUAACAGGUGACAUCAUGCUGAUCAAACUUCCUAGAUCUGUAAGUGGAAUCACUCCUGCUCAGCUUCCUGAGUCUUCCUGUCAGACCCCUGCUGAAGGAGAGAAACUGCAGAUUGCUGGUCACGGAUCAACUAUUGACCAGAAUGACAGUGCCGACCGCACCAAGCCUCUGCAGUGUCUUGACCUGCGAGUCAGACGUUGUUUUGUGCAGAAGACCAACUAUUUUUGUGGCGAAGGACUGCGUGGCAAUCCAAAUGCCUACAUCUGUCCGGGAGACUCUGGUGGAGGCUGGCUGAAGAAACAGUUUAUUGACUGGAAAUAUGUUGAUGUCAUCUAUGGAGUUGUCCACGGUUAUUUCAUUUAUCAUAACCAAAAUUCCAUAUUUACUAGUGUGUGUACUCCUAAAAUCAGAUAUUGGAUUGCUGAAACCAUGGCCAAAUACUGAUGUGUCAGGACAUCAUGAAAAUACAGCAGCAUUAUAUACUAGGUCAAGGUAAAGGUCAACUUUAUUAUCCCCCAAGAGGGCAAUUUGUUGCACAGCCUGCAGUCAGACAUGAACAAUAAUCAACACACCACAAACAAACCAAUAUACACAGAAAAACUAAUUAUUAUUCAAAGGGCCAAUAACCACAGGGACAAAAUAAAUGUUUUUUUUUUUUCUUCUGUGGAUAUGUCCCUGUAAAUUGUGUGGUACAAUUUAAGUUUAAUAAAUACAGAUAGCAUUCCA